This is a messenger RNA of Thamnophis sirtalis, 1313 nucleotides long. NCBI's taxonomy places the organism in Eukaryota, Metazoa, Chordata, Lepidosauria, Squamata, Natricidae. The record is from RefSeq and is a predicted model, not a curated record.
GCUAGUGUUUGGUAACAAAGGCUAGAUAAAAAUAUUCUGACUGAGCUACUAAAUCCAGAGUGUAGAAGGCACUAUGUAAAGAUGUUCUGGUAUGCAUUGUUUAUACUUUGUUAAAAAGCAUGCCUGAUAAGGAUGUACAGGCAAUUCAAACGUCCUUGAGAUGUGCUAGUUUCCUAGGAAACAGGACUUUCUUGCAAAUCAAACAAUGAGGCCCUGGAAUUCUUUUUGUAUUAUCCACUUCUAUUGUAUGAUUCACUGCUACCCAAUUAAGUUUAACCAUUUGUGACAUGAAUUAAGAAGCAAGAGUGGUACUUACAUGAGAUUACUAUUUGUGGCUGUACUUAUAUUACUUACCUUGUAGAUAGUUGAUAAAUUGCAAUUGUUUUUUAAAAAAUCUGAAUGAUACUUUUUCAUCAUUUAUGUUGGCAGUUCUGAUUAUGACUACAUGCCAUCAAAUCAUUUUUGAAUCUUUGUAACCACAGAGAUUCUCUCUGUCCUAUCUGGCCUUGAUUAAAAAUCUGUCUAAUAUCACCACAUUAAUUACAGAAGAUUUCUUUAAAAUUGUGCUUUCUUUUUUUACCAAAAUAAAGAAUAUUGAUAAAAGAUUUAAAAACAGAAGAAUAUAGUGGUAAACAUUUAAAAAAAUAAAUGUGUAUCUUUUAUCUGUGUUGCAUGCAUAUAAGCUUAUCCACAGUUAAAUAUAUAUAAAUAUAAUUUUGCUUAAAAAGACAUUUGUACAAAAAUAAAUGCAAUGUUGGGAAUUAACUAUGAACAUAAUUUAUAUAUUUAUUCUUUGACCAUUCCCUGCAGGGGCUUUACCUUAUCACAUAACCAAUCUGGAGAAGAUAGUUGGUUGAAAUCACUGUUUGUCCGCAAGGUUGAUCCCAGGAAAGAUGCUCACUCCAACCUUUUAGCCAAAAAGGAGACUAGCAGCCUUUAUAAAUUGCAGUUGAAAAAAUUCUGCCAAAGAUCCAUGAAGGGAAGGAGUAUCCAUGUACAUUGGUGGGGACGUGGAACACGUGGUACGGAGAGCAAGAUCAGGCUGGAAUUUACAGAGUUUCGCAAAGCAAGAGGAAACAUGCUUCUGUCCCGCAAGAAUCAGUUGCUCUUGGAGUUCAGCUUUUGGAAUGAGCCUACUUUCAGGCCAGGACCCAACAUCUAUGAAUUAAGGUCUUACCAAUUACGUCCUGGAACAAUGAUUGAAUGGGGCAACUACUGGGCCCGGGCUAUUCGUAUCCGGCAGGAUGAUAAAGAAGCUGUUGGUGGAUUUUUCUCACAGAUUGGGCAGUUAUACAUGGUCCAUCAUCUUUGGG